GCGUUGUGGUGACGUCAUCAGCGUCGCCCUGACUGAAUCCAGUCGCGGAAGGGCGACUGGUGACUAGUGUUUCGCUGAGGGGUGGUAUACUGCCGGCGGCAUGUUACCGGCUGUGAAAACUGUAGAUGCGGAAGAGGAGUACGCGGAGGACUGUCCCGAGUUGGUCCCCAUUGAGACCAACAACCAAGGAGAAGAGGAAAGUCUUGACUUCAUCAUUAAGAUCCCAGUCACUAUUAUCACCGGGUAUUUAGGGGCUGGAAAGACAACACUUCUGAACUACAUUUUGACAGAACAACAUAAUAGAAAAAUAGCUGUUAUUUUAAAUGAAUUUGGAGAAGGGAGUGCAAUAGAGAAAUCCUUAGCUAUCAGUCAAGGUGGAGAACUCUAUGAAGAGUGGCUGGAACUUAGAAACGGUUGCCUCUGCUGUUCAGUGAAGGACAAUGGCCUUAGAGCUAUCGAGAAUCUGAUGCAGAAGAAGGGCAAGUUUGACUACAUACUCUUAGAGACCACUGGGUUAGCAGAUCCUGGUGCAGUGGCUUCUAUGUUUUGGGUUGAUGCUGAGUUAGGGAGUGAUAUUUAUCUUGAUGGUAUCAUAACUGUUGUAGAUUCAAAAUAUGGAUUAAAACAUUUAACUGAAGAAAAACCUGAUGGCCUUGUCAAUGAAGCUGCUAGACAAGUUGCUUUGGCAGACAUGAUUCUCAUCAAUAAAACAGACUUGGUUUCAGAAGAGGAGCUAAACAAAUUAAGAACAACGAUCAGAUCAAUAAAUGGACUGGGGAAAGUUUUAGAAACUCAAAGAUCAAGAGUUCAUCUCUCAAAUAUAUUAGAUAUUCAUGCCUAUGAUACUCUCUCUGGAAUAAGUUUGCAGAAAAAACUACAGCAUGUGUCAACAGAACCUCACCUUGAUCAGAGUAUUGUUACAAUCACAUUUGAAGUACCAGGAAGUGCAAAGGAAGAGAAUCUAAAUGUAUUUAUCCAGAAUCUCCUGUGGGAAAAGGAUGUCAAAAACAAGGACGGCUGCUGCAUGGAGGUCAUACGGCUGAAGGGGCUGGUGUCCAUCAGAGACAAACCUCAGCAGAUGAUUGUGCAAGGCAUUCAUGAGCUGUACGACCUGGAAGAGAGCCUGGUGAGCUGGAAGGAUGAUGCCGAGAGAGCAUGUCAGCUGGUCUUUAUUGGUAAGUUACAGGAAUUUCUGAAGGAAAAUACAAAAAUAAUUUGAAAGGAGAUGUAAGUGUGCUACUUAAUAAGCUUGUGUGUUUGUCUGAACCACGGAUAAUGUAAGAUUUUGCUAGGAUUUUACUCUUCAGACAACUUAGAAAAGUGGUUACUUCAAGCGCUAACUUGAUUUUAAGGUUUAACUAGAAAGUUGUAAAAGAAACCAUGCAGUUACUGUGAAUUGUGUAGAUCACUAGAGAGCACCAUGCUUUUAAUGCCUCAGAAUUGACAGGUAAGUGUUGGUCUGAUGUAUUUUGAUGCUAAUUAAUAAAAGGCCAUCACACCUGGGCAGGGCAAAUGGG
This is a messenger RNA of Acomys russatus (golden spiny mouse), 1517 nucleotides long. Its product is annotated as COBW domain-containing protein 1. NCBI's taxonomy places the organism in Eukaryota, Metazoa, Chordata, Mammalia, Rodentia, Muridae. Gene Ontology annotation, cellular component: cytoplasm. The record is from RefSeq and is a predicted model, not a curated record. The coding region runs from base 101 to 1219 and encodes 372 amino acids. The transcript has 14 exons.